Aedes albopictus (Asian tiger mosquito) is the source of this 5160-nucleotide messenger RNA. RefSeq lists its product as uncharacterized. Gene Ontology annotation, biological process: DNA integration; proteolysis. NCBI's taxonomy places the organism in Eukaryota, Metazoa, Arthropoda, Insecta, Diptera, Culicidae. The record is from RefSeq and is a predicted model, not a curated record. The transcript is spliced from 2 exons. The coding region runs from base 703 to 4860 and encodes 1385 amino acids. Gene Ontology annotation, molecular function: aspartic-type endopeptidase activity; nucleic acid binding; zinc ion binding.
UUCUGGAAGGAAGCUUUCCAUGCUGUAUUGUAUUCAGUGUGUUAACUUUCCUAUCCCCGAUCACACACAAAUGAGAGAUAUAUUAUACCUUACCUGAUAGCAUCUUUUAUACACAUUGCGCCCGAUGAAGUUUGCUGUUGACAGCCUGAAAUAAACUAAAUCAGUUGUAUCCAGAACGUGAACCUCAAUAGUACUUUUAUUGAAAGAAGAUCUUUUUAGCUGACGACGAGGUUAAAAGUGAAAGUUAAGUUUGCGUGCAAAAGUGAAGUGGUUCUGGAGAAGCUGUGCAAGGCGUUCAAUUGGGCAGAUUUCGGCCAAUUCUGGAGGUUUCCUUUGCCGGUCUCAAGUGACGCUACCAGGAGGAUUGAGCGGAAGUGCUUUUGAGCAGCUCAGGCAAGGAAGAUUGUGUUCCCAGGUUGAAAGCUUUCCCUGGUAUAGGCCGUCGACGAGUAAUUCGAGGCAUAAUAAGAAGUGGUUGCUGUUGUUGCGGAAUUGGAAGUUGUUGCUGUUGCUGGGCAGUUGGAAGUUGCUGUGACUGGAGAUCGUUUAGAGGUGGCUGUUGCUGGAUUCGGUGGCUUUUUGGGAUUCGCUCUUGGAUUAGCUAGACUUGCCGGUGGUGACGUUGAGGAAACGGAAUCGGACUGGUGCUACUUGGCGAGAUCAUUGCUGGUGUGCGAACAGUGUCGUGCCUAAGUUGUGAUAAUGGGACUUAUCGGUACCAUUGACCCGUAUGUACAGGGUACAUCGUUUUCCCAUUAUGUUGAACAAAUGGAAUACAUUUUUUCAAGCAAUGACAUCCAGGAAGUUAAGAAAAAGGACAUCUUUUUGAGCUUGUGUGGGGUUACGGUAUUCCAUGAACUAAAGCGUCUGUAUCCUGCUACGGACCUUAAAACUGUAUCAUAUGCCGACAUUAUAAAGAAACUCAAAGAGAGGUACGAUAAGGUAGAAUCAGACAUUGUGAUGCGUUUUAAAUUUCGAUGCCGCGUUCAGGGACCGAGUGAAAGUAAUGAAAAUUUUUUACUUGACGUCAAGUUACUGGCCGAGACCUGUGAUUUUGGUGAGUUUAGGGAUUCCGCGAUUAGGGAUCAGCUAGUAUAUGGUGUAUACGAUAAAAACUUACAACAAAGGUUGUUGGAUGAAGAAAAUUUGACCCUAAAGGUGGCGGAACGGAUUCUGAAGACAAAAGAGGUAGCAGCGAAUAGUUCCCAGGCGAUCAAUAGAACUAGCGAGGUGCAUUCAGUUAAAGAAAGGCUUGGUUGGAAAGGUGAUAGGAUUGAAACAAGAGGUUACCGAGAAAGAGUUGGUGCGGAAAGAGGAAGAGAGAGGAAUCGUCACGAAAGAAGCUAUGAUAAUAGGCGUUUACAGAAGUCUUAUACGAACUAUAGGUCUCGGUCCCGAUCGCAAACCAAGGGACGCUAUUCUAAUUUCAUUUGCCAUUAUUGCAAUAUUAGGGGACAUAUCCAAAAGAAUUGUUAUAAAUUUCUGAAUAAAUCGAAAAAUGCGACAGGAAAUCCGGUGAAAUUUUUAGAGGCGGAAAAUGAGGAUAAUCUCCAUGACUAUUUCAAGCGGCUGAGGAAGGACUACGAUAGCGACGCAGAUUCAGGUGAUUACUAUCCUUGUAUGAUGAUUAAAUCAAUUAGUAGGAUUAGUGAACCUUGUCUGUUGGAUGUUUGCAUUGACGGGAAAUCCAUUCAAAUGGAAAUUGACAGUGGUUCCUCAGUUUCGGUGAUAAGCAGACCUGACUAUUUGAGCAAAUUCAGUAAAACAACAUUGAAAAGAAAUAUGAAAAAGUUAGUGGUUGUAAAUGGAUCAACUUUGGAGGUUUUUGGGUCAAUUAUGGUUAAUGUGUGGUUAAAUUCAAAGAAAGUUAAACUGGAGCUUGUAAUUAUCAAUACUGAUCAUAAAUUUGUUCCAUUGAUUGGUAGAGAUUGGUUGGAUGUUUUUUGUGAUGGCUGGAGACAAAUUUUCUCGAAAGCAUUGUGUGUGAACAAUUUGGCUUUGACCAACGAUAAAGACAAAAUGGUGAAUGAUUUGAGAAAUAGAUACGAUGAUGUUUUUAACCGAGAUUUUUCGCGUCCAAUCCUAGGUUAUGAAGCCGAUUUGGUGCUCAAGAAAGAUAGCCCUAUUUUUAAAAAAGCUUACAACGUACCUUAUCGGUUACGAGAUAAGGUGGUGAAACAUUUACAGGAAUUAGAGAACGGUGGCAUUAUAACUCCCAUCAAAACUAGUUUAUGGGCUUCGCCUGUAGUGGUCGUUCCGAAGAAAAAUGACGAAAUUAGGCUUGUAAUUGACUGCAAAGUAUCGUUGAACAAAGUAUUGAUACCGAACACGUAUCCUCUGCCUACAGCACAGGAUUUAUUUUCCUCUUUGGCGGGAUGCACCUGUUUUUGCUCAUUAGAUUUGACUACUGCAUACACACAGCUCAAACUUUCUGAAAAUUCAAGAAAAUUUGUUGUUAUUAAUACAAUAAAAGGGUUGUUCACAUACAAUAGAUUACCUCAAGGUGCUUCCUCGAGUGCAGCGAUAUUUCAACAAAUAAUGGACGAUGUUUUGAAAGGAAUUGAGUUUGUAUAUUGUUACCUUGACGAUGUGCUAAUUGCAGGAAAGAGUCCUGAAGAGUGCUUGAGAAAAUUGGAAAUUGUUUUGGAGCGUUUGUCACAAGCUAAUAUUAAGAUUAACUUUAAUAAAUGUGUGUUUUUCGUUAAUAAGUUGCCUUAUUUAGGGCACAUAAUUACAGACAAGGGUCUUCUUCCAAACCCGGAAAAAGUUUCGACAAUACAGGCAGCAAAGAGACCAGAAAACGUAAAUGAACUAAAAGCCUACUUAGGUCUACUUAAUUAUUAUAAUAAAUUCCUUCCCAAUCUGUCCAUGACUUUAAAUCCAUUAUAUGGUCUGCUGAAGAAAAAUGUCAGAUUUGAGUGGGACUCGGUUUGUGACAAAUCAUUCGAAGAAUCGAAAACAAAAUUGUUAUCAGCUAACAUACUUACGUUCUAUGACCCGAAAAAACCUAUUGUUGUAAGCACUGAUGCGUCAUCAUACGGUUUAGGAGGGGUAAUUUCUCAUGUAGUGAACGGAAACGAGAAACCCAUUUGGUUUACUUCUUUUUCUUUGAAUAAUGCGCAAAAAACUUAUCCUAUCUUACAUUUAGAGGCGCUGGCAGUAGUGUCUACAGUAAAAAAAUUUCAUAAAUUUCUAUACGGCCAAAAGUUCACUAUAUACACAGACCAUAAGCCAUUGUUGGGGAUUCUGGGCAAACCUGGACGGAAUUCAAUAUUUGUUACGAGAAUUCAAAGGUACAUAAUGGAUUUGGCCAUAUAUGAUUAUGAUAUUUUAUACAGACCUGCUGAAAGACAAGGGAAUGCGGAUUUUUGUUCCCGUUUUCCGUUGAAAAACGAAAUGGUGUUGGAUACCGCAUGUGAUUAUGUAAAGUCAUUGAAUUUAUUCGACAAUUUUCCAUUGGAUUAUUCGCAAGUAGCCCAAGAGACAAAACAGGAUGCAUUUUUACAACAAAUACUUUCGUUCAUUAAGAAUGGUUGGCCUAAUAGAAUUCAAAGAUGUUUCAAAAAUGUGUAUGCUCAAAGUCAAGAUUUGGAAGAAGUGCAAGGAUGUCUAUUGUUUCAGGAUAGAGUGGUGAUACCUGCUACGAUGCAAAGUAAAGUAUUGAAACUGCUUCACGCCAAUCAUAACGGUAUCAUUAAAAUGAAGCAGCUUGCUAGAAAGUAUGUUUAUUGGUUUGGCAUUAACAGAGACGUUGAGGAUUUUGUGAAUAGUUGCGAUACAUGCUUAAAGAUGACAAAUGUUUCAGGAAGUAAGGAAACGAACAAGUGGAUACCGACUUUGAAACCUUUCAGUAGGAUUCACGCUGAUUUUUUUUAUUUUAAAGGGCAUGUUUUAUUACUGAUUGUAGACAGUUGUUCAAAGUGGCUGGAAAUUGAGUUGAUGGAUACAGGAACUAAUGCUGAGCAAGUUUUGAGGAAAUUUGCUGGAUUAUUUGCAAGGUAUGGUCUUCCAGAUGUCGUAGUUACGGACAACGGUCCACCGUUCAAUUCAACUUCUUUUGAUACAUUUUUAAGAAAACAAGGGAUACAAGUAAUAAAAAGUCCACCCUACCAUCCACAAAGUAAUGGACAGGCAGAAAGGAUGGUUAGGGUAACGAAAGAAAUUUUGAAAAAGUUUCUUGUGGAUCCUCAAAUGUUUUCUUUGAAUCUUCAGGACAAGAUUAACUACUUUCUUUUUAACUAUAGAAACACUUGUCUCGGAACUGGUGAUUCGCCAUCAGAAAAAGUUUUGGGGUAUAAACCCAAAACCUUACUGGAUCUUUUAAACCCAAAUAAAUCAUUUAAAAGCAAUUUAGCAUAUCCCCCUGUAGAAAAUAUGAUUUGGAAUCAGUCCAAACAUAUUAGGGGUGAUCCUUUUGAAAAGCUUUCACCAGGAGACAAGGUUUACUAUAGGAACCCUAAUGUAUCACAAACCCAGAGAUGGGUAGAAGCUACGUUCACUAAAAAAAUCUCUACGAAUGUUUUACAGAUUGCCAUCGGAGCACAUCUUCUCACGGCCCACAGGGGGCAGAUAAAGCUCAUCAAGAAGACUGAAAGGAGACGAAAUGUCACGUUCCAGGUCGGUGACAGUAUCACGAAUAGACGGGGAGAGAAAAGGCGAUAUACUGCGUCGGAUGAUGAAGAACCAUUCGAUGGUUUCGAGUUGUCGAAUGAACCCCCACCAGCUAGGAGUGAACUCCAUCCAGAGGCAUUGCAAGAGAUCGUGGAAACCAAAAACGCAUCGAAUUACCAACCAGUUGGAGCUCGAAAAUCGACUAGGAAGAAGAAGAGAGCAGAGCAUGAAGAUUUCCUGUACUAUUAAGCUACAUCAGUGUGAAUUUCAAGUGCCAUCGAAUAUUACGAUUGAUUAAGCGAAUUCAAGUAAAAAUACAUUUGUAAGGACAAGUUGAAUUCUUUGUAAGUUCUAGUUAAGUGAUGAUUACUAACUAAAAAGGGAAGGAAUUGUAUUGUAUUCAGUGUGUUAACUUUCCUAUCCCCGAUCACACACAAAUGAGAGAUAUAUUAUACCUUACCUGAUAGCAUCUUUUAUACACAUUGCGCCCGAUGAAGUUUGCUGUUGACAGCCUGAAAUAAACUAAAUCAGUUGUAUCCAGAACGUGAA